This is a messenger RNA of Drosophila gunungcola (fruit fly), 905 nucleotides long. RefSeq names its product cell surface glycoprotein 1-like. The coding region runs from base 87 to 869 and encodes 260 amino acids. The record is from RefSeq and is a predicted model, not a curated record. The transcript has 2 exons. Gene Ontology annotation, cellular component: extracellular region. Lineage: Eukaryota; Metazoa; Arthropoda; Insecta; Diptera; Drosophilidae. Gene Ontology annotation, molecular function: chitin binding.
CUGAUGCAGUAAGAAAUGGUAUAAAUGCGCCUUCAACUGAGUAGUAUUCGUUGGCCUGAAUUGCUAGUCGACUGAUCGGUGUUGCGAUGAGAUUGGUCUGGAUAUUAAUGUCGCUGCAGCUUAUGCUCCUGGCAACUGCCCUUAGUGCGAGAAGAUGUAUAACCCCAACUAAAGCUCCAACUACCACGGAGGAUCCUGACGACCCCACUGAUGAUCCCUGGGAUCCCACGGAUGACGACUCAACUGAGGACCCAUCGGAUCCAACCGGUAAACCCACUGAAGUGCCCACUCAACAGCCUUCGGAUGCCACACCUACUGAAGAACCAUCGAAGCCAACUGAAAAUCCAUCGGAUCCCACUGAAAAACCCUCGGAACCCACUGAAAAUCCAAUAGAUUCGACUGAAAAUCCCUCGGAUCCCACUGGUCAACCGACUGGGGAAUCGUCGGAUCCCACAAAUGAAACCACAGAAAACCCCUCGGAUCCCACGAGUCAACCUACAGAGAAGACAACAGCAGUUCCAUCGGAAGAAACUACUGAGGCUCCGUCAGAAACCACAUCUGAAGAUUCACAGAGCUCUUCGGACGACCCGGGAAGCACUAGGACACCAACUGAAGAACCACCGAAUCCAAGUGAAUCAACUGCUUCUCCUUUGUCCACAUUUUCACAGCCGAACGGAACCACCGAGCCCAUUCCCAGCGUGGAUGCGAAUGCCUCGUGUCGGGCUCAUCAGGGUGUCCAGUUCCUGCCGCAUCCCUACGAUUGCCACCUAUACAUCCACUGCAAUGGGGAUGUGGGGUACGUCCAGGAUUGUCCCAGUGAUCUUUUCUGGGAUUCAAUCACCCAGACCUGCGCCAAACACUGCGCCUAGGCAAAUAAAGUACUAAGAAUAGCAUGCUCUUAAAAA